UCGAUCAAUCAUCAGUCUUUUUGCUGAAGAAAAUAGUGGAUAAUUAUAUCGCCACGUGUUUGCUUCAAUUGCUGAAAUACACUUUGCCGUGUUGAAGCGAUCGUCUAUUGAGCACGCGAGAUUAUAAUCCCGCACAUUUACAGUGCUCCACCGUGGACACUAAUACGGUAUGCGUUGGAGAAUCUUCAUCUUUGCCUGUCUCCUACUGCAGGGGCUGGCUCGGGCGGAGGAUGUGGAGGUAGUGGAAGCGAUUCCAGGGGAGGACAACCGAAACGACAACUCGGCUUUGAACCGUCAGGAUAAUGACAUCAACACGCCCGAUCAGUUGGCGUUAGAGUCGUUAGGGGAAAAAGAUGCAGGCAGCAAUCAUUACAAACCGGGUGGUCUCAGAGGACAUCCCUUACCGAUGCCGCCCAGCAGAGGCAGUUUAGGACUUCCCCACCCGCGGCCGCACCAUAACGUCGCCUAUCACGGGCCACCGCCACCUCUGCCACCCUCGAAGGCGCCAUCGGAGGCCAUCGACAAGAUUUACACGACAGGCGGCGGCAUCAGCUCAGCGGUUGGCGUGGAGCCGUGGCCGGCACCCACGCCGGACAUGCCGAAGAUCAUCUCCCUGGACGUGAAGUGUGAGAAGAAUCUGAUGAAAGUUUAUCUCGGUUUCGACAAGCCGUUCUACGGUAUAGUGUUCAGCAAGGGCCACUACAGUAACGUAAACUGCGUACACUUGCCAGCGGGUUUAGGGCGUACGUCGGUGAACUUCGAGAUUAGUAUUCAUGCAUGUGGCACAGCUGGGAACACUGAGAACGGUUUAUACGGGUACGGCGCGGAAUCCGGGUCAGGAACGUAUUUCGAGAAUAUAAUCGUGGUGCAAUACGAUCCGCAAGUUCAAGAAGUUUGGGACCAGGCGCGCAAGCUGCGGUGCACUUGGCACGAUCUGUACGAGAAAUCCGUUACGUUCCGUCCGUUCCCCGUCGACAUGCUGGACGUGGUGCGCGCCGACUUCGCCGGCGACAACGUGGGCUGUUGGAUGCAAAUACAGGUCGGCAAGGGGCCAUGGGCGUCCGAGGUCUCUGGGCUGGUCAAGAUCGGCCAGACAAUGACGAUGGUGCUAGCGAUAAAGGAUGACGACUCCAAAUUCGAUAUGCUCGUGAGAAACUGCAUGGCCCACGACGGGAAGCGGGCGCCGAUACAACUGGUGGACCAGAGGGGUUGCAUCACACGGCCCAAGCUGAUGUCACGGUUCACCAAGAUCAAGAACUUCGGCGCAUCUGCAUCGGUACUCUCCUACGCUCACUUCCAGGCGUUCAAAUUCCCCGACUCGAUGGAGGUGCACUUCCAGUGCACUAUACAGAUAUGCCGAUACCAGUGCCCUGAACAAUGCUCCGAGUCACCUUUGCUAUUGGAGUCCCAGGGUUUGUUGGAGAACCAUCAUCAUUCUUCGUCUAAUGGCCACCCUGAUUCCAGCUACGGCAUCCCGCCACCUAUCCCGCUUCCAUUGGAGGCGUAUUUGCAGGCCGCCGCUGGACGUCCGCGAGAUGAAAGGCGGAGGAAAUCUCGAGAAAUAGUGCCCACACCUCAGAAGGCGGUCGGCGUCAAUCGAAUAAUCCGCGUGGUUUCCACCGGCGAUUUAACGUUCUCCAUCGACGAGUCAAACAAUGGAGAAUCCAAUGGGCCUACCAUGGUGUUCCCUGUACGCAACGAGAACACCGCGAGCUCGGCGAUGAUUUGCAUGACUACACCAGGGUUCGCUAUCACCCUCAUAAUACUCCUCGCCGUGUUACUUUCCUCGUGUAUACUCUCGACUUACCUUUGUCUACGGUUAAGACCGUUCUCAGGAAAAGCUAGAAAGGUUGCGACAUAUUACACCGGCGAACAAAACGCACCGAAAAAGUCGACGAGGACGUGUUUCUAUUCAUAGACCCGGCGGACGGUCGUGAACAGCCUAAAAGAGACACGUUGUCGAUUUGCGACGCUUGCACGCGGAAUAUUUUUUAAUUUAUCAAGUGUCUUAUGCGAGACUGGUUUGAUGAGUUUCGUAGCGUUCGAUUUCGCUGUCCAACGUGGAUUUGGAUUUGCAAUGUUCACUGGGCGAUUCUUGUAGGUUUUUAUUUAAAGAGCAGAUUUGAAAAUGAAGUUACUCCAAGGAGCUCAGUUUUUGGAAGAUUUAAGUUUGAAGGGAAAUUGAGUUUUUAAUUUGAGAAGUUUGUUUGGUAGUGAUUGUGUUAAUUGCGUUAUUGAGUGGAGGUAAAUCUGUGGUAGAAUAAUAGCAUGAUUUUUCUAUUUUUAUAUGAAUAUCGUAGGUGGCUCGUAUUUUAUUUGUUCGGAAGAUUUUUUGGAUGCCAUGAAUUAAAUGUUUUUUUCUAAAAAUAAUGUAUAAAGUGAUUGAUAAUAUCAACAAUAUGUUUGUAAUACUUUUCAAAAUGGAAGUACAUAAUUUAUAGAGAAGUUUCUUGAAGAAAGUGGUUCUAUGUGUACAACACUCGUUAAGUAUUGAUUUUUUUAGAAAUUUGUAAUUCAUUUUAAAAACUGUAGGGCUGAGAUAAAAUCUAAAUAUUCCGUACGAUAAAGCGCACUAUUUUGGACAGAAAACGUAAAAAAGAUUGAAAAAAGAAAAUUCUUCAUUUGUGAUCCAUGAC
Molecule: messenger RNA, 2636 nt
Organism: Nomia melanderi (Alkali bee)
Lineage: Eukaryota; Metazoa; Arthropoda; Insecta; Hymenoptera; Halictidae
Gene: dy
Product: transmembrane protein dusky
Source: RefSeq, a predicted model, not a curated record